Messenger RNA from Nyctereutes procyonoides (raccoon dog), 300 nucleotides. It is a transcript of the gene CUNH2orf66, whose product is annotated as chromosome unknown C2orf66 homolog. The record is from RefSeq and is a predicted model, not a curated record. Lineage: Eukaryota; Metazoa; Chordata; Mammalia; Carnivora; Canidae. The transcript has 2 exons. Bases 1 to 300 code for a protein of 99 amino acids.
AUGCCCAAAGCAUCCCUGCUGCUGUGUGUUGCCCUGGUGCUACUUGGGCUUGUGCAUGGAGCCACACUGAGAAACAAGGAGAAAUGGAAGUCACUGAACAACCCCAGAAACAGAGAUCUGUUUUUCAGAACCCUUCAGGCAUAUUUUAAGGGACGAGGUCUCGAUCUCGGGAGGUUUCCAAACACUUUCUCCAUGAACGAGAAUCCUAGAGCUCUCACUUUCCAAUCAGAACUUCUUGCCUCUGCAUUUGCAGAUUAUGAAGAGGAGAAAAACUCCUUUCCCAAAUACCUCAAAGGCUGA